CACAAUUCCGCAAAACAACAGUUAACUUACAAACGCAUUGCAACUUGCAAGUGUGAAAUCAUUCCCAAUUUCGACGUAGACGAAGCGAGUACUCAGUUCUAAUUUCAGAAAUUUCGUUUUAAUUUGGUGUAAACAACAAAGAGUGAAAAAUGUUGAAAAGAUUCUUCUGCAUGAGUCUCAAUACCGCCGGCGUGGUGAUCGGCUGGUUGGGUAUUGUUGGCUCCUUGUUGGGUAUAAUUCUGCUAAGCACAAUUUUGAAAUUUAACGAUGAUAUUGUUAAGGCUCUUGACUUAAAGACGUCUUCUGGGGAUGAUCAAAUGCAUUUGGCUAUUGUCAUCGGAUGCAGCGUUUACUUGGGGUUCAUUCUGCUGAACUUACCGUCAUCGGCCCUGCUAGUACUUGGCACCAAGAAGGAACGUCAUCUGAUGCUUCUGCCAUGGCUGAUUAAUUCUGCCGUCGGACUUGCCUUUAACAUUGUUUAUCACCUGGUUGUACUAAACGUCGUGAUCUACGCUGGCAAAGAUAUCAGGAGCCUUGUAGCUGUUCUGAUACAAAUUGCUCUAAUACUAGCUUUGCAAAUCUACAUUUAUAUGGGAAUCUACUCGCUGUUCAAGCAAAUUCAGAAAACACGCGCGCAGCAGCGUCCACUGACAACUGCUACACCAGGCAUGACUGUACCAAAUCAGGGCAAUACGUAUCCCAGCUAUACCAAAAAUUGAAAGCGAAGCAUCAGAGCAAAUGCGAACAACUUCGUUCUGCACUGCGACACUUAACACACACAUUCAAAUACAGAUACAUAAUCACCAGAGCUGACACUUUAGCUUUUUUCACGUCAGAUCAGACUUUAUUUGAAGUCCUUAUGCGGAAAAAAUUCGAAAGCGGCGGGUUGCGGGAAUUCUGGCAUUAAAAAAACAUUAAUUUAGUUCUAUUUUAGCUUUAUUUAAUUAUCACUUACGAUUUAUUUUGUUUUUAUCUUUGUUAAAAGUUUUGACUGAAAACUAAAAAUCAUGAAUACAAGUAUCGAUACACGAUUUUUUAUCAUA
Drosophila mojavensis is the source of this 1043-nucleotide messenger RNA. RefSeq lists its product as uncharacterized. The transcript is spliced from 5 exons. The record is from RefSeq and is a predicted model, not a curated record. Lineage: Eukaryota; Metazoa; Arthropoda; Insecta; Diptera; Drosophilidae. The coding region runs from base 150 to 719 and encodes 189 amino acids.